Drosophila melanogaster (fruit fly) is the source of this 649-nucleotide messenger RNA. RefSeq lists its product as uncharacterized. The transcript has 2 exons. The record is from RefSeq and is marked reviewed. NCBI's taxonomy places the organism in Eukaryota, Metazoa, Arthropoda, Insecta, Diptera, Drosophilidae. Bases 216 to 380 code for a protein of 54 amino acids.
UUAUUAAACUAAAAACGACUCGACAGCCCUGGUGCUAUCGAUGCUAUAAGUAAGUUGAAAACAAAACUAAUUUAGCAAAUUUGUGUUUAAAACUAAACGAGAGAAUCCCAAAAAAUACAAUAUAAAGCGUUCCACACACGCGGCGUAAGAAGUUCUCAAAAAUAUCAACACAGUUAUCACGACGCUGGGAGAAAUCACUCGUUUUUAUUACACCUAUGGGCAGUGGGAUUGUGGUUCAAUUGGCUCGAAAGUACGGCGCAGUGAUAUUCUUUCCCACUGUUGCAGUCGGAUCGAUUUACGCAGAUUGGUCGCACACCCGCCAGUGGAAACGCCAGCAGCUCCAGUUGGCACACCGAGCCCAGCUGAAGGAUCAGCGCUAAGAGGAUACACAAAUAUACACCAUGGUCUUGGGACUGGAUAAGCGAGCACUGUGGGGCGCGUUGCCCCUGCUGGGAUUUGCCAUUGGCCACUUCCUGGACAAGAAGGAAACGGAACGUAUGACCAUGUUCCGGGACAAGAGUGCCCUAUACGGCCGUCCCGCCGGCAGCGAGGGUAAGGCGCCAUCCUGGUAGGCCUGCCCAACAUCGCCAUCCCAAAAUAUUAUUUUUUUUCCCCCAAUUCACUGUUAUUCAAUAAACCGGAGAAAUGU